AUGGCCAUUUCUGGGGGCAUUCUAGGCGCUACUACUGGAACUCUAAAUACCAUAUCUCGGGGCGAUUGCUGUACUGUUCAUGUUGAAGCUGAGAGACAUCUAGGCCCUCAGCUUGGACUAAGUAGUGUUCUGGGGGCUUCUAGGGGUGACACUGCCCGAGAUGCUAGGGAAGAGAAGUGGCACAAUAAUAUUGGAAACUCUGGGAAAUUCUACAACUUGGAUCCUGCUAUCAUCUGGCGGGGUUACCCCGCGAUCUGCACUGCAUCCAUCAGAUUUGACAGACCAACACAGAAGGCCCGCAGUCCAUCGAGCUUCAUAGGACAUCAACGUCUUUUUCCAGUCAUGCGGGAAUUUCCGCGCAGAAGGGCAUGCGACAGCUCCUUUUUCUCCAUCUGUCAGGCCCACCUUGUGCAGCGCGAGUCUUCUGACACGGACCUCUCUCGGACUCGCCUAAACCUUGUUAGCCAUGCACGGUAUGACUUCAUUUCCGUCGUGGUGAUUUCUUUAUUCCGCUGGGCUAUGGCUCUCGGAUUGCCAUUGUCCGAGCUCAAGCUUGCUCGGCAAGAUGUCCGAGUGCGUACAUUAGAAAAACCAACUGCGGGAGUCGUGUAUCUGCCCCCCCUUACUCAAGUUCAAAGGGUGGACUGGAAUACUCCGUACAGGUUUUAUAAAAUGAGUCAUGGGAUUGGCAAGACGCUCCUAGGGGGCCCCGGAUCUGGGGUUAUCCGCUGGAUGGCAAGUAGUGGGAAGCAUGCCACUGUGGCUGAGUAUAGGCGUUGGACCUUCAUAAUCCACCAGUUACGUACAGGAUGUCCAACCAAACUAGUAGCAGGCAAGGAUGGAGGGGCGUAUGAUAUCAUAGGUAAGGGGAAAAGGGAAUGCGAGGGAUCAGCACGGAGCAGUCCGAGAGAAGAAAAGGGGGGGUGUGAAACUGGGGCAAAGGCGGGAAUGUUGGCUGGAGAAACUGGAGCUGGAAGACAACCAAAAGAGCUAAGGCUACCCGACUUUCAAGUAAAACGACCGGCACCGUCGCAGGCUCCAUUCCUCCGUCCCGGGAAAAACGAGAAUCCAGAGCCCAGAGUCCAACUGGAACACGUCCCCACAUGGGAAUCCGCUCGAGUGUCAUUGAUUGGCGUGGGGGAAAUCCCUCGUGAUAGUCGGAGAUUAGCCAACACGGGCCAAUCACCACCGCUUGUGCGUUGUCAAUCAAUCCCUAAUUACGGCAUGGAAAUCUCGUUGAUUUACCUUCUAGUAGUACUGCUUGCGAGGAAAGGUUGCAUGCCUCCCCCAGGGCAUGUCUCGAUGGCACACAUUGACAGCAAGGAACCGCCCUUUCAUGUCACCCUUCAUUACGACACUGUACAUGAAACAAACAGAGAAAGAGAAAGAGAGAGAGAGGGAGAGCUAUCUGUUCUAUCCACCCUAGAGGAAUCGAAAGGCCCUAAGCUCAUCAUAGGUGCCUGGUUCUACCCCAGUGCGCCAUCCUUUCACUCUACUUGUGGGGUAGUCUGCUGGUCCCUCCAUACUCCACUUGGGCGCCAGCUAGAUAAUACUAACCCGCCUGGGGAGCGAGCUCACAGGUCACCCGCUCAGAUUCUGGGCCGUUACGGCUCGCUAUUUCCGACAGAAUUAUUGGACAGCUCCAACAGAACAUUCUUUGCUACCUUGCGAGAGGGUUCGUCUCCUCCGGUUGUCGGCACUAUCAAGCGUGACAUCGGACCCUCUAUCACGUGGGUUGAGCUUGUUGUUGAUACAUUUUGGGGAAAUCACAUUGCAGGGAUAAUAAUUCACGCAUGGAAUGGGUGA
This is a messenger RNA of Aspergillus niger, 1806 nucleotides long. RefSeq lists its product as hypothetical. Lineage: Eukaryota; Fungi; Ascomycota; Eurotiomycetes; Eurotiales; Aspergillaceae. Bases 1 to 1806 code for a protein of 601 amino acids. The transcript has 14 exons. The record is from RefSeq and is a predicted model, not a curated record.